Molecule: messenger RNA, 1356 nt
Organism: Aspergillus thermomutatus
Lineage: Eukaryota; Fungi; Ascomycota; Eurotiomycetes; Eurotiales; Aspergillaceae
Exons: 5
Coding region: 1-1356 (451 amino acids)
Molecular function (GO): O-methyltransferase activity
Source: RefSeq, a predicted model, not a curated record
AUGGCAAAUACAAAAAUUCAGACACAGAUCGCGGACUUGAGCGAAGCCACUCGGAUCUUAAACUCGUCAGUCGAAUGCCUAAUCGCUCAGUGGAAGUCGGACGAUGCAGAGGGCCAGAUCCUUGAGAACGGCGUACUGUUACCGACCAGAGCUUCCUACGAUGCCCACAAAACCAUUCUGGGCGCGAUUGGCAAGAUCCAAGAGCUCGUUUCGAGCCCACCCAUACGGCUGAUUGAGACCUCGUGCCAAUUCUACGAGAGCAGGGCGCUGCAUAUUGCGGCUGAGCACCGGAUUGCCGACCUCGUGGCUGCAAACGACGAGAAGGGAGUGGCUGUUGACGAGCUGGCGCAGAAAACUAACGUGGAUGCAGGCAUGCUUUUGCGCAUACUUCGAGUAUUAACUUCGAUCGGUAUCUUUCGUGAGAUUUCCGACACAUACUUUGCCAACAAUCGCGUUUCCGCAAGUUUGGUUAGAAAUGAGAGUCUUCGGUCAUAUCUCAUGGUCUUCUCGAUCUGCCAUUACAAGGUCACUGAGAGUCUUCCCGCAGCUAUUCGACGGUCCGGAAGAGGCUAUGCUGCGACAAACACGAACACGGCAUUCAACAUCGCCUAUGAUACCAAUCUGUCCUUCUGGGACUGGCUGAAUACGGAAGUGAAACAGGAUGACGGCACAGUUGGACCACGACCGGAAUUGGACUACUUUGCCAAGGCCAUGACAGGUAUAGGCCGAGUAAGUAGCACAGCAAUGAUUUACGAUUAUCCAUGGGACACGCUCGGUAAUGGGAUCGUGGUGGAUGUUGGUGGCGGGGUAGGUACGCACUCCAUGAACGUCGCGCGAGUGUAUCCCAAUUUGAACUUCAUCGUCCAAGAUCGUCCGGAGGUCAUCGAGAAAGGUGUGGCUCUAUGGACUAGAGAGCUGCCCGAAUAUGUCCAGAAUGGCAAAGUCCAAUUGACUCCAGGGGAUUUUUUCCAGCCGCAAUCGGUGACUGGAGCGGCUGUAUAUUUCCUUCAUACGAUCCUACAUGACUGGCCUGACGCUGAAUGCAUCCAAAUUCUCAAAGCCCUGACGACUGCGAUGACGCCUGAUUCCCGCGUGCUGAUCGGUGAAAUGGUCAUCAACAACUCGCUGGGCACCAAAGAAAUCCCCGACGCACCAAAGCCGCUACCGGCGGACUACGGCAUCUACAACCGAUACAGCCACGAGCGUGAUCUGGUCAUGAUGUCCCUCUUCAACAGCAAAGAACGGACGAUGGAUGACUUUAGGGGUUUGAUUCACCAGGCUGGCCUGGUGGUGGAGAAGGUUUACGAGUGUCGGAGUCAGAUGAGCCUGAUCGAGUGUAGGUUACCGAAGAGCUAG